GAUAGAGAGACAGAUAUGCAGUCCACCAGGCGGCGGUGUUUCUAUUCUUCACCUGUGGCUGGGUCUUGUCUCGUCUGCGGCUGCGCACUAAGUAAUUCGAUCCUCAAACCCGGAUGUAACCAACGCCUAACCUGUCUGAAGAAAACGAUGCAGACUAUAAAAUGUGUAGUGGUAGGAGACGGUGCAGUAGGAAAGACCUGCUUACUGAUCUCCUACACAACCAACAAGUUCCCCUCAGAAUAUGUGCCCACGGUUUUUGACAAUUAUGCAGUGACAGUGAUGAUCGGGGGAGAGCCCUAUACACUCGGCUUAUUCGACACAGCAGGCCAGGAGGAUUAUGAUAGACUGCGUCCUCUCAGCUAUCCACAGACAGAUGUAUUCCUUGUAUGUUUCUCUGUUGUCUCCCCUUCAUCUUUUGAAAACGUCAAAGAGAAGUGGGUUCCUGAGAUUUCUCAUCACUGCCCACGAACACCCUUCCUGCUAGUGGGAACACAGGUGGACCUGCGGGAAGACAGCAACACGGUUGAGAAGCUGGCAAAAAAUAAACAGCGCCCCCUGUAUCCUGAGAGCGGAGAGAAGCUGGCACGGGAGCUCAAGGCUGUCAAAUACGUGGAGUGCUCUGCUCUGACACAGCGAGGGCUUAAGAAUGUGUUCGAUGAGGCCAUCCUGGCAGCCUUGGAGCCUCCUGAGACCAAGACCAAGAGAAAGUGUGUUCUGCUAUAGAUGAACAACAACAGUGAGAGCUGUGAUGGUGUAAGAAGUAGGUGAGGUGAAUCAAAACACCAGAAAGAUCAAUGGCCAUUAUGAAAAGGACAAAAUAAAAGGGAAGGGAGGUACAGUGCCACUGAGACUCAUUCUAAUACACAUGUACACUGAUUGUGCCUUCAAAAUAAACUUUGAAAGAGACAGAGGAAGCUAAAUUUCAGUAUGCAGUAAAUGCAAUAAGUGUCACCCUUCUCCUUUUCUGAAAGGUUAUAAAGGAUGCAGUGUUCUUUUAAUAAAUAUUGAGGUGGGGCAGGCCCCCCCUGCCUGUCACUGUUUCUCAGUUGUUCGUUUUUAAAGAAAGAUUCAUUUAUACAGUUCUCUUGUGUGCUUUACUUCUUGAGGCCUGUUGGGGCUUUUAAACCCAGUGCAGGGAAAUAAAAACAUUUUGGUGGCAUUUAACAUUAAGUUUUUUUUUAGAGAACUUUGCUUAAUACAUUUAAGGGGGCAACUUAAUGUUAAGUGGCACUCUUAUUUGCUGCCUUUCCUAACCCUUGAAUAAUGAAACUGAUGAGAGUUCUUGUCAGUCCAAACAAAGGUAGCUGUCUGAAAUGAUGACUUUCUUCCAACUCCCAGUGACUUUUCUGGAAAACCAAAUGCAUUUUCACCAGUUUCCUUUCACUUAUGACGACUUACGAAUUUCUCUUUUAUUCUCCAUUUGUGUAUAUUGUAUUAAUUCUGUGACUCAGUUUUGGGAAAAUUUUUAGCAGUUAUUCUUUUUGAAACUUGACUUUUUAUUGUAUCCAGAUUUUUUUUUAUUUUUAUUGCUAGACUACCAACUUUGAGCGAUUGAUAAUAUAAAAAUUAAGUUGUAAUAUUUUGAAUCAAUCUUAAUCUUGAUAGAGAUUGAGAUAACUUUUUGCUAGUAAAUUUCUUGGUGUUUGUAAUCACAGGAUAUUUUUAAUAAAAUUUCAUGACAUGGAAAGUA
This is a messenger RNA of Monopterus albus (swamp eel), 1690 nucleotides long. It is a transcript of the gene cdc42l, whose product is annotated as cell division cycle 42, like. The transcript is spliced from 6 exons. Gene Ontology annotation, biological process: small GTPase-mediated signal transduction. The record is from RefSeq and is a predicted model, not a curated record. Bases 16 to 723 code for a protein of 235 amino acids. Lineage: Eukaryota; Metazoa; Chordata; Actinopteri; Synbranchiformes; Synbranchidae. Gene Ontology annotation, molecular function: GTP binding; GTPase activity.